This is a messenger RNA of Zonotrichia leucophrys gambelii, 2336 nucleotides long. It is a transcript of the gene KAZALD1, whose product is annotated as Kazal type serine peptidase inhibitor domain 1. Gene Ontology annotation, cellular component: extracellular region; interstitial matrix. Gene Ontology annotation, biological process: regulation of cell growth; regulation of signal transduction. Bases 236 to 1132 code for a protein of 298 amino acids. The transcript is spliced from 5 exons. The record is from RefSeq and is a predicted model, not a curated record. NCBI's taxonomy places the organism in Eukaryota, Metazoa, Chordata, Aves, Passeriformes, Passerellidae. Gene Ontology annotation, molecular function: insulin-like growth factor binding.
CGGGCCCGGAGAGGGGCGGGGGGAUUCACGUUUCGCUGACAUCACGGCGGUGCAGGAGCGGCCGGGGGCCGGCAGCCCCGGGGCCCGGCAGCCCCGCAGCCACGGCCGCCGCGCACCCCCGGCACCGGCGCCUCCGGCCAGGAUGGCUCCUCAGAUCUAGACAAGGAGACCAGAGCAGUGCCAGAAAUCCCCAUCCAGGUGACAGUGGCACUGGGAUAGAGGAGCUGCCGUGAGGAUGUCCGAAGCCAAGCCCCUCAGCAUCUCUUGCCUCGUGCUCUCCUUGCUCUCCCUGCCCUGGGCUUUGCUCCAGCUGGGCCAGGCUUUUCCCAGCACCUCUGACUACCUGCAGCGGGGCUGGCAGCGGCUGCUGGAGGAAGGGGAGGGCUGCGCCGAGUGCCAGCCAGAGGAGUGCCCGACGCCGCGCGGGUGCCUGGCAGGCACGGUGCGGGACGCCUGCGACUGCUGCUGGGAAUGUGCCAACCUGGAGGGACAGAUCUGUGACCUGGACAACACCAACCACUUCUACGGCAAGUGUGGGGAGCACCUGGAGUGCCGGCUGGAUGCUGGGGACCUGUGGCACGGGGAGGUGCCCGAGCCCCAGUGCGCCUGCCUGUCCCACCUGGCCCUCUGCGGCUCUGACGGCAAAACCUACGCCCAGAUCUGCCGGUUCCUGGAGGCUGCCCGUGCCCACCCUGAUGCCAACCUCACCGUGGCCCAUGAAGGUCCCUGUGAGUCAGAGCCUCAGAUCACCUCUCCUCCCUAUGACACAUGGAACAUCACCGGGCAGGAUGUCAUCUUCGGCUGCGAGGUCUUCGCCUACCCCAUGGCAUCCAUUGAGUGGAGGAAGGAUGGAAUGGAGAUGCUGCUGCCUGGAGAUGACCCCCACAUCUCUGUCCAGUUCAGAGGCGGCCCCCAGAAAUACGAGGUGACAGGCUGGCUCCAGAUCCAGGGCGUGCGGGUGACGGACGAGGGCACGUACCGCUGCUUCGCCAGGAACAGGCUCGGGGAGGUGGUGGCACUGGCCAGCCUGACCGUCUUCACUCCGGACCAACUCAACCUGACAGACUUCUCCCUGCUGAAGCCCCGCACGACACCUGAGGACUACAGGGAGAGUGAGGAGGACUACUACUAGCCCAGAGAUGGCAUGUUCAGCUGCAGAGACCACCUUGCCCAUAGCGACCCUUCCCUGGGCUUGGGGACAUCUCUGGAGCAAGCAUCCUCCAGCCCAAAACUCCUUUUCUGAACAAUCCUGGCAUGACAGCCUGGUUUUUGGGGUGGGGGACAGGGUGACACAACCUUUUGGGGUGCUGGGGGAUGGGAUACUGGCUGCUUGGCAAGGGCUGGGACCAGGGACAGCUCAGGGUGGAUCUGCCCUCUUGUCACUGAGUGGAGACACAAUGGCAGGUAGGACACUGUGGGGACAGCUGUGCUGUGUGUGAUGAGGUUUGGGGGUGGGGAUGGAGACAGCCUCCUCUGGGAGAGUGAGGCCAGGGCAGGAGCACUGUGUCCUGUGUGAAUAAUUUUUGGGGAAGCUGGAGCAGAGAGCUGGGACCUGACUGUGAUAACCAGCAUGUCACAGCCCACUGGCCCCCUCCAUCUGCUCUGUAUCCCCCAAGCACAGAGACAUCCCAGCUUCUCCCCAGAACCUGAGGAACCUGCUGCCAAAGCACCCUUCUCUUCUGUUUUGUUUUUAACCAGAAAAGUAGUGAUUUGAGGAAACCAGGCACUUGUGGCUUUCAGAGCUGUCUUUUCUCCAGCUGAACCACCCUUGUGGUCAGAAACACUUUGGCCUUUUUUUGACUGACUUAAUUUUUCCCUUCCAUGCCUUUGACUGACCUCAUGCUUUGCUUUGUCAUUUCAGUUGAUGUUAUUUAAAACAUACAUGUAGGUCAAAGCCAAGGCUGGCUGACUGUCCUGCAUCCACAAGGAUGAUUACAGGGGUGAGGAAGGGUGCAAAAACUGUGGAUGCUGCCUUGUCCAUUCUGGGGUGCUUGAGUUGAGGAGCCCUCCUGCACAUCCCAGUGCUCGCAGCUGGUCCUGCUGUGGGUCCUGCCCUUCCCACCCCACCUGGGGAUGGGGGUGCCCAUCAGACAAUCUCCUGGACAAUCUCCUGGUGAUGCAUCAGCUCCAACCACUGCACUCCCAUGUGUUUGGAUCCCAUCCCACUGCUGCCCAUUUUCAUUUGGGGUCCUGAGUUCUGUGACACUGGGGUCUCCACCCAGGUGACCACAGCUCUGUCAAGUGUGGAGCAGCUCUGUGACUAGUUGGUGAAGUAAAGGGGUGCUCCAGUUUCCACUGGAAACAUUAUAUUAAAAAAAAACACCGCCUACCUCCCA